UUAAGAGUUGAGCCUCAACCGCAGGGUUGCUAGGGAUAAAACGAAGGAAAACGGGUUUGGUUUUCAAUUUUCAGAGUUUUCUCCGAACGACAAACAACAAGUCACACACUUCCAUGGCAAGAGAUGGUUGCCUCGCACGUGUCACAGCCGGCGCCGCCAUGGGUGGUGCUGUCGGCGGCGCCGUCGGUGCUGUGUAUGGAACAUAUGAAGCUAUUAGGUAUAAGGUACCUGGACUUUUGAAAAUUAGGCAUAUUGGACAAACUACACUUGGAAGUGCUGCUAUUUUUGGUCUUUUCUUGGGUGCUGGAAGCUUGAUACAUUGUGGGAAAUCAUACUGAGCAUAAAGAUUUGUCCUCUCACUUACUUACAGAGCUUUGGUUGCUGCCCUUGUAAAGUAUGAGUAGAGCAGGGAUUUACUGUGUUUUUUUUUUUUUUCUGGAUCUUGGAAAAGGCUUCAUGGCACUUCUCCUUUAGUAUGAAAUUUCUCAUUUUUUUACCCUGGAAAGUACUGUUGAAAUUUCUAUGUGGGGGCUUUCCUUUUACUUUUGAUUCCUCUCCUUUCAUGUUGAGACAGUAAAUUGCAUUUGCAAUAAAAGGAAUGCAUGUGUGUGUGUUGA
Molecule: messenger RNA, 617 nt
Organism: Abrus precatorius (Indian licorice)
Lineage: Eukaryota; Viridiplantae; Streptophyta; Magnoliopsida; Fabales; Fabaceae
Product: reactive oxygen species modulator 1
Exons: 3
Coding region: 114-338 (74 amino acids)
Biological process (GO): protein import into mitochondrial matrix; protein insertion into mitochondrial inner membrane
Cellular component (GO): TIM23 mitochondrial import inner membrane translocase complex
Source: RefSeq, a predicted model, not a curated record